Messenger RNA from Tachysurus fulvidraco (yellow catfish), 4133 nucleotides. RefSeq names its product FMR1 autosomal homolog 1 (gene fxr1). Gene Ontology annotation, biological process: regulation of mRNA stability; positive regulation of protein phosphorylation; positive regulation of translation. The record is from RefSeq and is a predicted model, not a curated record. Gene Ontology annotation, cellular component: growth cone; dendritic spine; presynapse. The transcript has 17 exons. Lineage: Eukaryota; Metazoa; Chordata; Actinopteri; Siluriformes; Bagridae. Gene Ontology annotation, molecular function: mRNA 3'-UTR binding; translation regulator activity; protein homodimerization activity. The coding region runs from base 102 to 2093 and encodes 663 amino acids.
GUUUUGUAAAGAGAGAUUUGAGCUUUCGAACGAUAGCUUUAGCUUUAGCCUUAGCCUGAAUAGUUCUAGAACUUUUACCCACAAAUCCUAGCGUGCUCAAAAUGGACGAACUGACGGUCGAGGUUCGCGGCUCCAAUGGAGCUUAUUAUAAGGGCUUCGUCAAAGAUGUUCAUGACGACUCGCUCACUAUCUCGUUCGAAAACAAUUGGCAGCCAGAGAAACAGGUCCCGUUCAGUGGCGUGCGCUUGCCUCCUCCUGCUGACGUGAAGAAGGAGAUCGGUGAGGGAGAUGAAGUAGAGAUUUACUCGAGGGCGAACGAGCAGGAACCGUCUGGCUGGUGGCUCGCCAAAGUCCGCAUGAUGAAGGGAGAUUUCUACGUGAUCGAGUACGCGGCCUGUGACGCCACGUACAAUGAGAUUGUCACGUUCGAGCGUCUGCGACCGGUGAAUCCGAACAAAGCCGUGACGAAAAACACCUUCUAUAAGUGCACUAUUCCUGUUCCUGAUGAUCUGAAGGCUGCCUGUGAGAACGAGCUCGCUCAUAAGGACUUUAAGAAGUCUGUAGGAGCGAGCAGGAUUGUUUACCAACCUGAAACCGGCGAGUUGCUCGUUCUGUCUGUAAACGAGGUGACAGUGAAGAGAGUUUCUCUCCUGAGCGACAUGCACUUGAGGAGCAUCCGGACUAAACUCAUGCUCGUGUACAGGAACGAGGAGGCCACAAAGCACUUAGAGUGCACGAAGCAGCUAGCUUCUGCUUUCCAGGAGGAGUUCACAGUGCGAGAGGAUCUGAUGGGUCUCGCCAUCGGCAGCCACGGCACAAAUAUACAGCAGGCGCGGAAAAUUCCAGGUGUGACGGCCAUCGAGCUGGACGAAGAGAGCAGCACAUUCAGGGUUUACGGAGAGACCGUUGAAGCCGUCCAGAAAGCAAGGAGCUGCCUAGAGUUUCUGGAAGAGUCGGUACAAAUUCCCAGAAAUCUUGUUGGCAAGGUGAUUGGUAAAAAUGGCAAAGUCAUUCAGGAGAUUGUGGAUAAAUCCGGCGUAGUGAGAGUGCGGGUCGAAGGAGACAACGACAACAACCUUCCCAGACAAGAGGGAAUGGUGCCAUUCACGUUUGUUGGCAUAAAAGAGAGCAUUGGAAAUGUUCAGGUCCUUCUGGAAUACCACAUUGCUUACCUGAAUGAGGUGGAACAGUUGAGGUUGGAGCGACUGCAGAUUGACGAGCAGCUCCGUCAGAUCGGUUCGGGGUUCCGGCCCGUUCCGGCACGUUCCACUGAGAAAGACAAAGAAAAGAGCGACAGGAGGGACAACAACGUCUCUGCAGUCUCGUUGCACACGGGGCGCUCCUACACAGGCCGGGGACGUGCACGCAGGACUGCCAACCACAACUCCGCUUAUGGAAUGAACUCUGAGCACUCGUACACCUCGGAGACGGAUUCUGAGCGGAGAGACGAGCUGAGUGAAUUCUCUGUAAGAGAAGAUGAGGAUGAGCGCGGCGUCCAGCCCAGAGACAGCAGGAGGAGAGUGGCAGCAGUCAGAGGUCGCGGUAGUUCAGGAGUCAGAGGUCGUGGGGCUGGAAGAGUGCCAGGGAGCACCAUGAGCUCAGUUCUGAAGGAUCCAGACCGGAACCCGUACAGUAUUUUGGACACCUCUGAGUCGGAUCAGACUGCCGAUGCAGAAGCCAGCGAGUGUGAAGCGAGUUCUCGGAGCCGGCGCUCGCGUCGAAGACGCCCUAAAUCUGACGACAGCACAUCACUCAGUGAGAACGGUCUCGACGAGCCUGAACCUAAGCCCCCACGGCAAAACCACAGCCGCCGCCGCCGUGUUCGGCCCCCAGAAGAGAGACAGCCAGUCACUGUGGCUGAUUACAUAUCACGAGCUGAAUCCCACAGCAGGCAGAGAACGCCACGAGACCUGAAGAAGAAUAAAAAGGACUUGGAUCAGGUGGACGUGAUAUCUGAGCACAGGGUGUCCAAACAACUCGCUAACGGUCCCGAUGCUAACACUGAAGAGCAAAAAAAGGCACCACAGAAGGCUUCCAAGGAAACGAUCCCCGCCAAGCCAAGCGUCGUUAACGGACUCUCCCAAACGUCCUGAUCUGCUCCUGUAUUCUUUCUUCAAACAGUCGUAACCUUUACACUUUUAUAAUUGUGCUUGUACGAGCUCGCCAAAGAUAGACACACCGCUACAAACACACAUGGACUUCCAGAUUCUUCUCUCUGCUGCACUUUUCUGUUCCUUCACCGUGGAUCAGGUAUGAAUGGAGAACAAUAAAUACAUAAGGAGCCCUGAAGUGCGAUGCAUUACUAGCUUUUUUUUCUGUUCAUUUAUCUUUAACAUGAAGGCUAAAUACAUAUCUCUGUAAUGUUCUUUAUGAACGUCAUCACUCCAGACCUUCCCACCUUUACGCAUUUUGCAUCGGACCGCUGUGUGAGUUGACCAAUAUUUUAAUCUGCAGUGAUUGACAGUUUUUGUUGAUCUUGUCUAUACUAACCAGCCCCCAGCAGCAUCUCACAUUAGUAAUCUUUUUAAUCGACUCUUAUUUUCCCACUGAUGUGUCAUCAUGGUAAAUGGAGAAUGUUUUCAGUUUGUUAACAUGAAUUUAAAUCUUUCAGUGUGUUCCAAUUAGCUAACAUCUGUUUUUGAGAUUUAUUUGAGAUACCGCAGAUUGUUUCCUGUGGAUAGUCAAAAACAACACGUUUUUUUUUCUUUUUCAAAAGAGAAAAAACAGUGUCAAAUCAAACACUUUAUACAAAUACCUUUAACAGAAUUAGAAGUUGGUUAAAAUUUUUCUUUUCUCCUGCACUGUCAGCACUAGUGCAUUCACACCGAGCAAUCUUUUCCAUCGCCAUAGAAACUGGUGUGUGUGUGUGUGUGUAUAUUUAUAGUGAGUUUUAGUUAUGAAGUGGACACUAGAAAGGUUUACAUACACACUUUUUUAAAUCUAUUGUUGUACAUAACAUCUCUUUUCCUAUAAUAUGAAGAAAGAAAUAAUUCAUGUAAACUUUUCUAGUGUUUAAAACGUGUCUUCCCCCAUGCUGCUGGAGGAUAAAUCUUGUUAAAUACACGGUUUCUAGUUAAGCCUAACAAUUUGUGAAAGGGUGAUAGACCGAUAAUGUGCUGUGCUUUUUACUGCAUUUAUUCAGGGCUGACAGGUACUGCAUUUCUGGAAAGUUCUCGUGAUCUCAGUGUUCCUGUUUUUCCAAAGUAUUCAUGUCUUUUUACGUCCUUUUUUUUGACCGACAAACCUCAGAGAUGUUGUCAUUUUGACAUGAUGGUAAUGGGACAGAAUAAAGUAUAAUGCAUGACCUUUCUGGGCUUCAUUACAGACAAAAUGAAAUUUAAAAAAAAAGUCUGUAAGGUUUGAAGUAAACAAUCAGGUGUCGUGCCUUCAGAGAGUAGUGUCACUGGCUGGCUUAGGCCACAAUAAAACCAGAGAGGAGAAUUAGCUGCUUUCUCUUUCAAAUAUGCAACCAAUUUCGUAUUAGGCAUGUGCUGAUAUAUGAUAUAACAUCCAGUACUGAGAUAACAAACUUAGAAAUAGGAUGCUUACAUAGGGUGGACUGUCUAAUUUAGAACAAAAGCACAGAUCUCAGCUAAGACCCAGGAUUCAGGACAAAUCUUAAAGAAUGUCUCAACUUUGUUCAAUAAAGACAGAACUGAUGCUAAACUUUCUAAUACUGUGACUAGAAAUAGAAAACGAGGCAGUUCCUAUGAAAGGAAACCAUCGUAUCGGCACAUGCCUGUUCCAUACAGUGGUUUAGGAGACGCAGUCAGAAAAGUAAAGGAUGUUUUUGCACUGAAUAGUAAUUUCUGUCCCUUUAGAAAAAUGUUAGCAUAGAAAACUGUCGUAAAAACGCUCCACGUGACCUGAAAAGCCUGACUGACUUCAGCGAAAGGAGCCUCGCUUUGAUUUAUUUAUUAAAAUGUACAGUAUUUAAUCAAGAAAUGCAGAAGGAAUUCUUCUAACACUAAAUCGGCCACCUGAACAUUGCACGCAGGAGAUAAAUUGGACUACUGAGAGAUCAACUUCCAGAUUUUCUGUUCUGUAAACUUUUUUUAAUCAUACUGGUUGUUUAAUGUGCAAUAUGUUUUGUAUGCAGUUAGUUCUUAAAUAAACUUUGAUCUUCCAAAUAA